CAUCACGACGAGGCCGCUGAUCACUUCACUGCCGCUGUUAACUUAGACGCUUUCUCAUCGAAAUAUAUUCAUUUCGCAUACCAAGACUUGACCGUGCUCUUCGGCUGGGAUCUCGAGUCCUUGCUGCUCACUACACACCAGAAACGGUGUCAGGCUUUCCUUUCGGCAGGUAAACCCGAUGAAGCCCUCAACGCCCACAAAUACAUGAUGGACUCUAUUGAUGAGACUGCAAUGGCUAGCUGUCUCGAUUGGUCCAACGUUCGAGGAGAAAUGCAGCACGCUCGCUGCGGACAACGACCGUAUUCUUGGUGCAGAGAUCCCCGGGCAAGAUCACGAUGACUAUGAUGCAGAACGCAAUUUCUAUGAAAUGCAUCAAAUUUCCCGGCCAAGACUUCAACAGCGAGCUGGGCGCCUUGGGCGCCUCAAAAGACUGAGGCUCGCUAUGACAGGGAAGCCUCAGUCAGCUCCUGCACCUGCACCUGCACCACCCACCACCUCGCCACCAGUCACCCCCACCCCCACCUUCAAAACUCGCCUACGACGCCUAGCUACCCUGCCACUCCAUCAUGCAACGCCACCUGUUGUCGACGUUCCUUUUGCCCAAGGUCGACAGCGUAAUGCUGCAGCGGGUGCUCCUGGGAGUGAGCACUCCUUGAUACGUGAUGAAGAUGUUCUUCCACAGGAUCCCAAUACGCAACAGCAACAUCAACCAGUAGCAGGUCAGGUAGACACCGGCCAACAUGGAGGCGGCCUGUCCUGUUGCUGCGGCUAGCUGCUAGAAGCAUUGGUGAAUGUCCAUAGCGGCAUACGAACGCGCUGCUUCUUUGAUCGUUUCUCCGCAGCCUGACGUCGUGACUCGCGUAUGCAUGUUGUUCAAAGGUACCUGUAAGGAGCACCUAGCAAAUUGGCCUUAUGCACAAAUGCAAGCAGAGAACGACGUUGCUUGGUGGGUGGACGUAGUUGGAGUUGAUCCUACAAGAGCUGGUGAUGUGACUUUGUUCAGGAUGGGGCGGGGUGGAGGUUCUCAUUUGAUAUUUUAUCGGAUCACUACCU
Messenger RNA from Suillus discolor, 1053 nucleotides. RefSeq lists its product as uncharacterized. The coding region runs from base 221 to 772 and encodes 183 amino acids. The transcript has 7 exons. NCBI's taxonomy places the organism in Eukaryota, Fungi, Basidiomycota, Agaricomycetes, Boletales, Suillaceae. The record is from RefSeq and is a predicted model, not a curated record.